Mesorhabditis spiculigera is the source of this 7596-nucleotide messenger RNA. The record is from the annotation of a GenBank genome assembly. NCBI's taxonomy places the organism in Eukaryota, Metazoa, Nematoda, Chromadorea, Rhabditida, Rhabditidae.
AUGAAUGUGACGGCAAUGGAUGAGCGCUUCUCGUUGAUGAAUGACAAGCAACAAUUGCAUAUUGAGGAAGCUACUCUGGAGGACGCUGGAAGGUACUCCUGCAUCGCCGAAAACAAGCAAGGCCGUGCUGAAAAGGACCUGCGCGUCGAAAUUUUGAAGCCACCAAAAAUGGACAUUGCGAAUCAAGCAAAGGACGUUUUGGAAGGCCAAUCAACUACGUUGGAAUGCCCGAUUUCGGAAAAUCUCGAGCAUACCGAAAUCAUGUGGACGAAGAAUGGAGUGCCAAUCACUACCUCACAACGGCUCCAACUUUCUAUCACCAAAGACAAGCUUCAUAUCAUGGGCGCAGAACCAUCGGACACUGCCCAGUUUGCCUGCACCGCCAAGAAUAAUGCUGGAGAGGAUCAAGCUUUCUUUGGGGUCACUGUUGCCACCGCUCCAAAAAUUCUGUCGCCAGCUUUCCAAAAGUUGGACGUCAUCACAAAUCAAACUGUCGAAGUGGAAUGUGAAGCUACUGGUACUCCGACACCCACUAUUGAAUGGACUAGGGAUGGAAAGCCUUUAACGAUGCUUCCAAACGUCAAGGUAGAAGAUGGUGGCCGAAUUCUCAAAAUCACUGGAGUAUUGCAAUCCGAUGCUGGCCGUUACAGCUGCAAAGCCGAAAAUAAAGCCGGCCAAGCUGAAGCCGACACUUUCCUUUCUGUGAAUUCUCCACCAAGUGUGAAAAUGGUCUCCGAAGACCUAAAGGUCAUCGAAGGACACGGCAUCACCAUCCGGUGCGAGGUCUCCGGCAGCCCUGCACCUCAAAUUGAGUGGCAAAAAGAUGGGCAACCCUACAACAAUGGUCUCAUCCAGUCGCAACUCUUUAUCCACAUCCAAGACGCGAAGCCUGAAGAUGCUGGACGAUACACUUGUAUUGGCAGCAAUCGUGCUGGAGAGCAACGAGCUAAUGCGCAACUACAGGUUUUGACCCCUCCAAAGAUCGAGAAUGAUGAGCGCUUGCUUCAAGUCAAGGAAGGAACCGAUCUUACCAUUGACUGUGCAGCCAGUGGAAAUCCCACACCAAAGAUUACCUGGAAGCGGGACGGAGUUCUAAUGAAAAAUCAAGACUCUGUAAAACUGGUUAUUCCUUCCGCUAAUGCCACUGUAGCCGGAAAAUAUACUUGUGAGGCGAGGAAUGAGGCUGGCGUAGCCAGAGCUGAUUUUGCAGUUGAUGUUCUGGUCAAGCCGAGGUUCAAAAAGAGCGACAACUUGAUCCGAGUCAUUGAUGGCGAGAAUGCAAGACUGGAAUGUAAGGCAGAAGGCCAACCAACCCCGACGAUCAAAUGGUUGCGUGGUGGACGUCCGCUUGAUGUUGAAGAAAUGGACAACCUAAUUCUUUCCCCACGUGGAGAAACAAUGAUGAUCGUGAAAGCAAGACGAAGUGAUGCCGGAUCUUACAGUUGUGUGGCGAAAAAUUCGGCGGGCGAGGCUGAGAACUCGUAUACGGUCGAAGUUCUCACCCCACCACACAUUAAUGAAACGAUCGAUCAAAGCCCGAGGGUCGUGCAAGGGAAAGAUCUCUUGCUCAGCUGCCCUGUGCUCGGAAAUCCGGAUCCGAAGGUUGAAUGGCUGAAGGAUGGCGAAAAGUUCAAAAUUGAGGGUCGCUUCAAAGUCAUUGAUGGAAAGCAUUUGCAAAUCACAAAGAUCCAGAAAGGUGAUGAGCGGCGCUACACCUGCAAUGCCACAAAUGAUGCCGGAAAUUUGCCGACGGUCUUCAAGCCGGAAGUUAUUGCCCCUCCGAAGCUGAAUAUCACUGGCCAAGUGGAAUAUGAAGUCCUGGUUGGAGAAAGUGUAACGAUCACAUGCCCCGUUUCUUCCGAUCCACUCCCUGAAAUCAAUUGGCUAAACAACCGCGAUGGAAAAGCCACAAAUGCAUUGGUUUUGACAAAGGACAUGCAAAUGAGCCCGGACGGAAAACAACUUGUACUCCGAAACGCUAAGAUUGAGGACAGCGGAAAGUUUGUUUGCCGGGCCUCAAAUGAAGCUGGAUCUUCUGAUGUCCACAUUUUGCUCCGGGUUCUUUUGGCGCCAACCAUCGAUCGGUCAAAUAUUAUUGGAAAUCCUUUGGCGAUUAUUAACAAGUCGAUUGUUUUGGAAUGUCCAUAUGCUGGUAUCCCUACUCCAACAAUGCGAUGGGCCAAAAAUGGAAAGUUGAUUGAAUCGGAUGAUCCUCACUAUUCAUUCUUGAACAAGAAUCAAUCAAUCCGUGUGAAUAAUGUGAACCUGAGCGAUCAGUCUCGCCUUACCUGCAUUGCCAGUAGCAAAGCCGGAAAAGCUGAGGAAGACUUUUUCUUGGAAGUUCUCACUCCGCCAACGAUGGAUACCACCGCCCCACAAAAGAUCUACAAGCGUGAAGGCGAUAUUCUAACAUUGAACUGCCCAGUGAAGAAACAUAUGGAUGGAACCGAACCAGCUGAAGUUUCUUGGAUUAAGGAUGGACGUCCAAUGGAGCUGUUGUCGAUGGGAAAUGUUGAAUUUUCAAAUCAUAAUCGACGGAUGACUGUCAAAUCUUCUACCGUCAAUGAUGCGGGUGCCUAUACUUGCGUGGCCAUGAACCGUGCUGGUGAAUCGACGCUGGACUUCACCGUCGAAGUGCUAUCACCACCGGCCAUGGAUCCAUCCAAGGCACCAGAGAGGAAGAUUACGGUACAUGCCGGACAGCCAAUGUCGAUUUAUUGUCCGGUUGUUGGCCAUCCAUUCCCGACAAUAAAAUGGACAAAGGAUGGAAAAGAAGUGCGAGAUUUUGAUGCUUAUCGAUUGUCGGAUAAUAAUCAAACGAUCGAGAUUAUUGUUUCAAAGGCUGAAGAUGCUGGCCAAUGGGCGUGUACAGCUGAGAAUGAUGCUGGUGUUUCGCACAUGGAAACUGAUCUUGACGUCUGGGGGCCGCCAACUGUCCAAGUCCAUUCCGACGACCCAAUCCAGCCAAUCGGAAUGUCGGUCACGCUUUACUGUAAUGGAAGCGGCAACCCAGACCCCCGGCUCAUCUGGUCAAAGAAUGGUUCCCCAAUUCUAUUCGACGACCUCCGAGCAAGGGUCAGCUUGCGAGGCAACCGCGUCGACAUCCCAAAACUGGAAAAAUCUGACGUCGGCACUUACACAUGUACGGCCGAAAAUGACGUCGGAAUGGCUUCCGACAGCAUUAGCGUUGAUGUUCUAGUACCCCCGGUAAUCCAACGUGACAACGUCGAAAUGUCCCCACGCCUACCAACUGGCCAAGUUUUGACUUUGCUGUGUGAUGCUACUGGAAAGCCAGAGCCGGAAUACACCUGGUACGCCAAAGACGUGGAGAUCAAAGCUUCUACCGAUGAACUCGUCAUGGAUAAGGACAAAAAGUUUAUCCAAUUGACCAAUGUUACUCUUGCUGAUCGCGGUAUAUACAAAUGCGUCGCGAAAAAUGUUGCCGGGGAGGAUACGCUGCUCUACAAUGUUGAUAUCGUCCAACCACCACAAAUUGAGAAUGGUGGCACGCAACAAGUGAUUGAGGGUGAUACGGCCACAAUCAGCUGUGCGGCUUCCGGUCAUCCUGAACCCGUUGUUUCAUGGCUGAGGAACGGUGUCCGGCUUGAAACUGGCAUUACUGGCGUACGGUAUCAUGCUGAAGGGCCGACACUGAAGGUUGUGGAUUCGCGAAGCAGCGAUUCUGGAAUUUAUGUUUGUUCAGCAACUAAUGAAGCUGGACAAGCACAACAAGCGUAUACGCUUGAAGUUCUUGUUUCACCUAAAAUCACUACCACGUCUCCUGAAUUGGGCACUGUACCACUUGGACAACCGUUUUCGCUGAAAUGUGGCGUGAAGGGUUAUCCCGAACCGGAAAUCUCAUGGACCGUCAAUGAGCAACCGAUCACCAGUGGAGCCGAUGGAUACACAAUCGCUGAGGACGGUACCCUAUUCUCGCAAGCUGCAAAGGGUAAAGAAUCGAACUAUCGCUGCACAGCCAAAAAUGACGCUGGUACCGAUCAUGUUGAGUAUGUGGUCAAGACCAUCAGUGCACCUGUCCUUAAAAAAGAUGGUUCUCAUGUAAUGAACGCCACAGAAACGGAACCUGUCAUCAUUACUUGCGAAAUUGAAGGCGAUUCCCCAAUAAUACAUUGGUAUAAGAAUGGGGUUCCGGUCGCCACUACAGCCAGCGUCACCUUUUCCGAAGACAAAUCCGCUCUUUCACUGCAAAGUGCCCGACUUAGCGAUGAAGGCGAGUACAGCUGUGUUGCGGCCAACUCUGCCGGAAACGUCACACAAAAAAUCCAGCUCUAUGUUGGAGUGCCACCAAAGAUCACGGAUAAGCCGAGACGCGUGGUGGUGAAGGAGGGAGAAUCAACAGAAUUAUGGUGUGAAGCUGUUGGAGUGCCACCACCAACCAUUAUGUGGCUGAAUGAGAAUCGAUCACUACCACACACUGCCACCGACGAAAAUUCGGAUAGCCGAAAAUCGUCGGCACUUUUCAAGGCCAUCACAUCGAACGAUUCUGGCGUUUACACAUGUCGUGCGGAAAAUUGGGCCGGGACUUCAUACAAAGAUGUGGAUCUGGUUGUGACAAUUCCACCCGCGGUCUUCCCUGAAAAGAGCAACACCACCGUCAGCGAGCGCGAAACGGUCCUACUCGAUUGUAAUGCCACCGGAAACCCCGAACCAGUUGUCUCCUGGGUUCGAGCACCAAGCACCGAGAUUACCGCCAGCGAAAAAUAUCAACUCCUCGGAACGUCGCUAGCCAUAAGGAACAUCCUAUCAGAUGAUGAGGGAUUCUAUCAUUGCAUCGCUAAAAGCGAAGCAGGAUCGGCAAUUGGUUCCCGAAGACUCGUUGUUAUACGACCGCAAGAUCGAGCGAAAGCUAUCUGGGUUGAGUGCGAUGAGGAGGGAAAACCAGUGAAGAGUUCGUUUGUGCCCGGAAGAGGAGAUGUACCCGAUGACAACACUGGAAUGCUCCAUUGGGGAGACAUUAGGGAUCGGUCGCUGGACGGAACAAACGUCUCAUGGAAAUGUCUGCCGGGCCCUCGAGGGCCACGCGAUUUGGGACCGCCCCAUUUCAUCCAUCAGCCAAAGGAUACGGAUUUGCUCACCGGCCAAUCCGUUACCCUAACCUGCAGCGCGGAAGGACCCCCAGUUCCCGACAUUAGCUGGAAGCACAAUGGCCUGCCACUCGACGUCCCAAAGGCUGCAUCCGGAUAUUCUCAGCUAACGGUGGUCAUGCACGACAAGUCCAACGCCGGCAACUACACCUGCGUCGCUCAAAAUAGUGUCGGGGAAAGUUUGAGCACAGCUGUUAUCGACUAUGCAGAACCACCGGCUGAUCGUUAUGAGGAUGAUGAAGUGCCCACUACAAAAGCGUACCCGACGCGAAAGAUUGCGGUGAUCGACUGCCUGGAUAGGGGGAAAGUUCAACAAUCUGGGAUGACGUGGAUGCAUGGGGAUCGUCCGAUUGAUCCUGCUACCGAGCCGGUGGUGUUGCUCAAUAAUGGAUCAAUGGUCGUGUUGGAUGUGGAUAGUGUGACGCCUGAGACGCUCGACUCAUAUCACUGCCGUAUGGGGAAAAGGAAGCGAAAGACGAGGAAACAUUUGAUGGAAGUCGACGACGCACCCCCGAAAGUAGCCGUGCCAAACCCCGUACAAAUGGCCGACGAAGGGGAAGAGGUGGUGAUGGACUGCCUACUGGCUGAGGGCCAGCCAUUAACAACCGAUAUCAAAUGGAUGAAGGGUGAUCAGCCUCUCGUUCAGACUGACAACGUCUAUAUCCUGCCUAACAACUCUCUCUACAUCGAGGAAAUUGUAACCGAAGAUCUGGGCGACUACAAAUGCCGCGCCAAGAAUUCCCUAGGCACCAGCUUUGAUGAUGUUUUCCUUAAAAAUACCGAGGACGAAGGGAAGGUGGGAAUCCUGCCCGGCUACGUUGUCGACGGGAAAACUGGGCAACUAAUUCUUCAAACUCUCACCACACCGCCAUCCUUACAGCGCAUAGCACCAAACAAGUCGAAAAAAACUGCCCGAGAACUGAUUGAAGAACUGCUGAACCGGAAUCUUGCCAAACAUUUGCCGGAUAUGGAGCAGACACCUGAGAUCUAUGAGAAGACGAUGGAUUUUAAGUUCAGCACAGGAGAUCGAUAUGAGGCCGAACAAAAAGUAAACCGCACGGAUCCGAACCAUCCCAUCAUCGGAAAAUUCUCUGGCAGCUUGCCAUUUGAAAAUGACACGCACGAGGCAAAGCUGGAGAACGUGACAACCCGGGUCACUGAGAUUGCGGCCGGAGAAUUUGUGGCUGUUGGGUCAGCCGACUUGGUGGUUGGAGAUGAGAUUGUGAAUAUUGGAACUUAUGAAAAGCUGAAGUUCAACAUGACCGAUCUGAAGAUUCAACCUGGCAGAUCCAUUAGAUUGGAAAUGGAAUUCUUGGAAGGAAAUCGUAACGCUACGGUGCAACCUCAUCUAGAAGACGACUGUGGUGAAGGGUUCGAACAGAAUGACAAUGGCUACUGCUCAGACAUUGAUGAAUGUGAAAGAAACAUCACGAUAUGCGAUAAGUACGAGAAUUGCGAGAACCUAGAUGGUACAUAUGAAUGUCAGCCAUUGUGCGAAAAGGGUUUUAUGCCAAAACUCGAUGACGGCGUGUGUGUGGACAUUGAUGAAUGUGACGACAAUCCAUGCCAGGCCAGCGAGUUUUGCAUGAAUACGGAUGGCUCCUACAUUUGCUUGGAUCGAAACCCAUGCCAACCCGGCUUUUGGUACAACUCGCACAGCGACAUGUGUGAAGACAUCAACGAGUGCGAGAAAGAACAUCCAUGUUCUGCAAAUCUGAAGUGUAUCAACCAACUCGGUUCUUUCAUUUGUUUAUGUCCGAAUGGUCAUCCACCUCGGGAUGGAAAUUGCGCUGCAGUAAAACAUCGCAUCACCAAAGUGCAAGACGCUAAACACCAUAAAUGUGGGCCUGGCUUCCACUGGGAUCCGAUUGUCAAUGAAUGCACAGAUGUCGAUGAGUGCGUGCAUGAUUGGAAAUGUGAAUGGAAGUGCCACAACACAAUUGGUGGCUACGAAUGCCAAUGUCCGGAAGGAUACUAUCUUGGUGAAGACAAUAAGUGUAAAGAUAUCGAUGAAUGCGAGAAUCCAAAUAUAUGCGCCGGAACGGGUGGUGCUGAACUUUGUUUCAACAAUUUUGGAAGCUACCAAUGCUUGUCUCAUCCGUGCCCGAAAGAUUAUCAUAUUGUCGAUAACAGCGAAUGUCAUCACGAUUGUCACGAUUGCCACAAACCGGUGAUUCGGUUGCAGAUGUUGCCGGUUAUCGCGUCCGUGCCGAUCAAUAGUGCGCUGGCAAAGUUGACGGCAUAUGAUAAAAACUCGAGGAUUGUUGCCGAUACGAUUUACACGAUAUCUGAAGAUCAAGACGAGGAGAAAACUAAAGGUCGAACAACCGCCGGUACCUACGGUAUCAGAACUGACCAUGGACAGGCAACAAUUCUAUCUGCCGCUCCAUUAAAACCGAAUGAGACUACGAAAUUGAGAGUAUAUGCAAAUUCUGAAACCAACGACAACUCACAUUACCUACUACAUGUCCACGUCUCCAAAUACAAUUUC